Symbiodinium necroappetens is the source of this 530-nucleotide messenger RNA. The record is from the annotation of a GenBank genome assembly. Lineage: Eukaryota; Dinophyceae; Suessiales; Symbiodiniaceae.
GUCUGGUGUGCAGUGCUUUUUGCAGGGAGAGUGGCUGUGCUCCCACCAGUGCAGCGGCUCUCCUACCUGUUGCCGUCCACUGCAAGCGACGAGCGGAAGUUGCAAGAGGCCCAGCGAGUUGCCGACGACUUUGGCUCGAAAGCCGAAGAGACGAAGCACGGCAACAAGAAAGUGCUUCCUGAUGGCAUUCGGCCCCGGGUGCUCAAGACCAUCAAGCAGAAGCGGCUCGCCGCGCGAGAGGAGCUCAAGGCGGUGCUCCAUACGAUAUCCCUUGCAGGGAUGGAACUGCAGAAGCCGGACCAUGUGUUGCGACCCGCGGACUCUUCCAGCGGAGAGGUUCGGCUCUUCAGGGGCAACCAGCCUUUCCUUUGGAGUCCGAGCACAGGAAAUGGCCACUGGGACAUGGUGCUCGAGUCGCAGCAGAACAGGUUGCGGCUUGUUCUGAGUCCUGACGAAGGCGGCCCACUUUGGGCUGCCUUCACUUGGAUGGCGAACCAGGGCUACAAGAUCAACUUCAUCAGGGACGAGCU